Aspergillus glaucus CBS 516.65 is the source of this 2642-nucleotide messenger RNA. RefSeq lists its product as uncharacterized. The coding region runs from base 176 to 2452 and encodes 758 amino acids. Lineage: Eukaryota; Fungi; Ascomycota; Eurotiomycetes; Eurotiales; Aspergillaceae. The record is from RefSeq and is a predicted model, not a curated record. The transcript has a single exon.
GAAUGACCUCAAUACACCUUCACUACCCUCCAUUAUCUUGCAAUUUCGGGCUAUCAUCUGAUCACUAACAUCUGCUUGUGCUAUCGAACGUUUUUCAAUACGAGCCAAAAAUUGUCAGUACAUCUGCCAAACUGGUUUGGCAUCAACACUCCUUCACACGCGUCUUGCGGAUUCCAUGGCUAGCAAUGAUAUUCCAGAUUAUAAAAAACUCUUUCUGGAGGCGGAGAAACAACGGAAACAAGAAGAGGAGCGAUGGAAACAAGCAGAGGAGCGAUGGAAACAAGCAGAGGAGCGACGGAAACAAGCAGAGGAGCGACGGAAACAAGCAGAGGAGCGACGGAAACAAGCAGAGGAGCAACAUAAACAAGAAAAGGAGCGACGGGAACAAGAAGAGAAGCGAUGGAAACAAGCAGAGGAACAAAAUCGACCAAUGACCUUUGGCGAGCUCAUUCGAUAUGGCCACAAAAUCGUCGCUAGAUCAUUGAGAGUCGCAAACCAAUCUCACUGCACUUCAGGGAAAAUAUCAGCACCAAUUGGAAAAAAGUGCCCAGUAAAACUGCACCUGUGGACAGAAUGUCAAUACCAGCAGGAAGAAAUCUAUCACUCUGUUUGUACACAUCUUGGAUCAACAGGGGAUACAGCACGUCGGACUUUUCCACCCCUUGUUGUGCUGGAGUAUGAGGGACAAAAUGUCAAAGAGGGACUGAUAAGCAGUGAAUGGGACCUUGAGAGCUAUGAGCAAUCUGUUGUUGAGAAUCAUGUACAGAACAUAAUUGCAGAGCUUUGCAAGAUACCUACCGCUCGAGAUGAGUUCUGUUUGGGUGAUGGAGUCCAGUUCAACAGCCAUGCCAAUAGCCUUGAUUUACAGACAAACCAACCAUCAAGAUCCAGGUCUUCCAGGCCUGAUCAGUAUUGCAUACACCGCAUUGACGAUGGUACUAGCGCACUUCUUACCACAGUUGAGUACAAGCCUCCACACAAGCUACCUGUUGAGAGCCUUCACAGAGGUCUUAAAUCAAUGGACUUCUGGGAACAGGUAGUCAAGGCUCACAGCGUCCCUAAUACUGAGGAUGAGAAAGCUGAAAGGAUUGUUGGGUCAGUGAUCACCCAAGAGUACCAUGUGAUGAUCCAGGAAGGACUCGAAUAUUCAUAUGUGACUAAUGGACUUGCAUUGAUCCUUCUGCGGGUCCCCUAUGACGACCCAGGCACUCUGUAUUACCAUCUCUGUGAACCGAAUUUAGAAGUGAACUCAGAAGAUGAUCAGAGUUUUCUGCAGCCAGCAACAGCUAUCGCUCGGGUAUUGUGUCUCUGUCUGAUGAGUUUUCGCUCAUGUCUUCGUAGCCAACAGUGGCGAAAUGAAGCAGAGGCACAGCUCCCAACCUGGAAGUCUAGCUUUGAUGACACUCAGUCUCCAGUCUCUGAAGCUGAAUCACUACGAAAUACCCUGAAUUCAAAGGACCCUUAUUCUAGCCCCAAGUCCACCACAUCUGAGUAUCAGCCACCGUCGUCAUCCUCAGUGGAGUCCCCCACUGUUAAGGGACGCCGAGCGCCAACCCAGUCUCAGCCUGGCUGUUCACCUUCUACUACAACAUAUUAUAAUGAAUCUUCAGAUCCUGAUUUGGAUUUUGAAGCUUCAGGUCAAAAAGGUCAAAAACAUGGUCUCAGCGAGAUCAGUUCAUCGCCGGUCCAACGAACGGUACGCUGGGCGGGUUCGCAACAUACUUCACAGUCAGACGGUCGACAUAGGCAGCAUGACGCAGACUUUUGUACACAGCGCUGUCUAUUGGGCCUGCAGCUGGGUGGUCAGCUCGAUGAUGACUGCCUGAAUGUGUUGCUCCAUAAACAGAGUGAAGACAGUAGGCUGCAUGCCAUUGAUUUGACAACUUUGGUGCGGUAUGUGAAGAAACAAUUGGAUAAAAACAUUGACCGCAACUGCACGCCAAUGGGAAGCUGUGGAGCAUCAGGAGCGCCAUUCAAGGUCACCUGUGCUGCAUAUGGGUACACCGUUGUUGGAAAAGGCACAACCUCCUGCCGGUGGCCGGAACUCUUGCGCGAAGCUGAGGUUUAUCGUGUCCUGCAGCAGGCUCAGGGUUCUGCAGUUCCUGUUUUCCUGGGAGCAAUUGACCUGAAGAAGACCUACUUCCUCCAUGGGGCUGGGGCAAUUCGGCAUAUGCUACUUAUGGGGUGGGGUGGGAAGCCUAUCAGCAGUAUCGAGAAUAUGCCUUCUUGUCCAGAAUUCAAUGGGGAAGAGUUGAAUCGUGAAAUCUCGAGAUCUGUAAAGAAGAUCCGCUCUCUUGGAGUUUUGCAUGAGGACCUUCAACUGGAUAAUAUUCUAUGGAACACUGAGCUGCGACGGGCACUGAUUAUUGAUUUUCAUUGGGCUAAAUUGGAUCGUCGACCGAAGAGAAAGCGGAUGCCUUUGUGUGGGGCAGAGACACGGCCACUAAAAUGACUUCAUACCAUUUGCUAAUAAGAUUUGUACAUUAUCGGAGCAUUCAUUUGAGAAGAUUUGUUCCUGGAGUGUUGUGAACCGGAGUUUUUUGACAUGGGAUUCAUUAUUUCUUUUUACGACGACUGGCGCUUUGGAACACAAGUUGAUAGAGGCCGUAACCUAAUUUAGUGAAUUAUUAUCAAAGAGUCCU